UUCUCUACGGCAUUACGUCAAACGUCUUUUCUACGGAUCUGAGGAAUAAGAAAUGUGGAAGGCGAAGCAACGAGCGAAGUCCUUCGGAUGCGAGUGACAAUCGUGUCCACAGCAACAGGAUGAGGAAUUAGGGCGUUUGAUCUCCACAAACGUAUCCUUCCGCCCUACUAACCACGAGCAUCGCCGUCGUCUUAGCCUACUUCCCGUUCCUUUAUCCGGUCCGACCUCAUUCAAGAGAUAAUAUGCAGCAAAGCGCUGAGGCGAGUCGACGAAUCGCCGCGCUCUCUGCGCAACUCCACCCACCCGGCCUCCAGAUGCAGGGAAUUCCACCAUUGAGACUAGAGAACUGUCGGGCAAAAGGAGGAGCGCCAGGAUUCAAAGUAGCAAUAUUAGGUGCUGCAGGAGGAAUUGGACAGCCCCUUUCAUUGCUGAUGAAGAUGAACCCCCUGGUGUCUGUUCUCCACCUUUAUGAUGUUGUGAAUUCACCUGGUGUCACAGCUGAUGUUAGUCACAUGGAUACUGGUGCUGUGGUGCGGGGAUUCUUAGGGGCACCUCAAUUGGAGAAUGCACUUACCGGAAUGGAUAUUGUAAUAAUUCCAGCUGGUGUGCCCAGAAAGCCAGGAAUGACUAGGGAUGAUUUAUUCAAAAUCAAUGCUGGAAUUGUUAGGACACUUUGUGAAGGGGUUGCUAAAUGUUGUCCUAAUGCAAUCGUAAAUUUAAUCAGUAAUCCAGUGAAUUCUACUGUUCCUAUUGCAGCGGAGGUUUUCAAGAAAGCUGGGACAUAUGAUCCAAAACGAUUGUUGGGAGUGACAACCCUUGAUGUUGUGAGAGCUAAUACUUUUGUGGCUGAAGUUUUGGGCAUGGAUCCAAGGGAGGUCGAUGUACCUGUUAUUGGUGGUCAUUCCGGCAUUACUAUAUUACCUCUUCUGUCGCAAGUUAAACCUGCAUCCUCUUUCACCUCAGAAGAGAUUGAUUACCUCACUAACCGAAUUCAGAAUGGUGGAACUGAAGUAGUUGAGGCCAAAGCAGGGACUGGUUCUGCAACACUUUCCAUGGCAUAUGCUGCUGCUAAAUUUGCAAAUUCCUGUCUGAGGGGUUUGAAAGGCGAUGCGGGCGUCGUGGAAUGUGCAUUUGUUGCCUCACAGGUGACAGAACUCCCAUUUUUCGCAACAAAAGUACGAUUAGGCAGAGGUGGAGCAGAAGAAAUCUUCCCUAUCGGACCACUUAACGAAUACGAAAGGGUUGGCUUGGAGAAGGCGAAAAAAGAGUUGGCAGGGAGCAUCGAGAAGGGUGUUUCUUUCAUUAGGAAGUGAAAGCUUGAGAAAAUAUUCAAUAAAGUUAAUAUCUCCUGCUUCAGUUGCUUGUAUAAAUUGGUCAAGUGUCAUCGACGAAUGAUCGCGAACAUGCUGCGAUAUGUAUACGAUCUAUGUUUCGGUAUACGGUGCAACUUGUUAAGGAAGUAUUUUUGUUUCUUUAUUACCUCUCUUUCGCGUUAGUCCUGGGAUGAAUUAGUGGGAUGAACGUAUUCAUUUUUUUACCAUCAUGUUUAGUGAGUAAAGAAUGAGACAAACUAAUGGUUUGUUUGUUGUGUGUAAAUUAACUUAAAUUUCAUUUACUUUGUCUAA
Messenger RNA from Zingiber officinale, 1625 nucleotides. RefSeq names its product malate dehydrogenase, glyoxysomal-like. Gene Ontology annotation, molecular function: L-malate dehydrogenase (NAD+) activity. Gene Ontology annotation, biological process: malate metabolic process; tricarboxylic acid cycle. NCBI's taxonomy places the organism in Eukaryota, Viridiplantae, Streptophyta, Magnoliopsida, Zingiberales, Zingiberaceae. The coding region runs from base 243 to 1313 and encodes 356 amino acids. The record is from RefSeq and is a predicted model, not a curated record. The transcript is spliced from 10 exons. Gene Ontology annotation, cellular component: cytoplasm; chloroplast.